UCGGUGCAGUCGACUGUGAUCGUUGAACGGGUGCACAUCUUCCCACUUCCAUCUCCGGUAACGAUACCCGAUUUUCGCCGGCAUUCAACACACCUGCUUUGUGCCGAUUUCGUGAAAAUUAUCGCACAAGCGUGCGAUCGUUAUUCGUGCGUGGGUUUUUGCUUCGUGAGUUUUGCGUGAUUCGUGUAGAUGUGUUGUAGAGGCAAACACAUCGGUCCCAUCGCUAGAGGUCCCCGCUGUUAGAGACAGUGCAAAUAAUGUGCUAUUUCCGUGCUAAUGUGAAAUACAAUGUUUGGCAGCUCACAGACCGGUGGUGCUGCUACUGCUGCUACUGCUGUUGCUGGGCAAACAAGUGCACGUACAAUUAAAGCUCUUAGCCGGAACGAUCGCUAAUUAAACAACAAGCUGUUGACAGACCAGCGGUGGAGUGCAGAUACAGUUUAGCUGUGUGUACGGGGUAGCAGCCCGGUGUCAAUAGACUGUUGGCAAACAGUAAAACCCUGUGAGCGGUGCAAAUCUGUAUUAGGGUUGAAUUUCCAAAGCGAGGCUAACCUUCUGCCAAACGUCCUUAGUCGCUCAAAGAUGCCUACAACAACCCGACGAGCCAUAGCAUCGGCUCAGCAUUUUUAGCUCAUCGUUUGCGUACGGGCUGCGGUACGUGCGUAAAGUGUUUGGCAACGGCCAACAUUGUGAACCGGCCAAUAUCCGGCAGUGAAAAUGACGAUCGCGAGCUGUGAAUGUACUGUGCCGUGAUACUUUGCUCAUAAGACACGCUUGUCAAAUCAACAACAAAGCGGGAUACAAAGUUUGAUGUGCAAAACAAAAGCUUUUUUUUGUCAGUUACGAUCGUUAAGUGAGUGUUUGUGUGAUUUGGUGAGCUAAAUGCGCAGUUCUAUCAAUCCCGUUUUAAUAAGUUCAAGUGUAUUGAAAUAAAAAAGUGAUAGUGUGGAUAUACAUUCAACUACUUCAUCCACGUUCAUCCAAGCAAUAAAAUGGCUUCGCGAGUUAUUAUAUUCGCACUCCACGGUGUGUUGCUAUUGUCCAGCCUGGUUGCAGCAGGAAACUCGUUUGCCGAUACAUUUCAAAUGGAGGAGUACCUCAAAUUUCCACCAGUGUUCGUGUACGACGACUUCGAGGAUUGCCGCCGAUGGUACCAGGAUAGCUACGUCUAUUGCAUCGUCAAAGCACCACUAGCACAGGACGAGUCGUCCGAUCUUUGGAGGAAUAUUAGUUAUUUUUCCAGUGACUAUCACCACUACGAUCAUUCGGUGCUGGAGCGGGGUGUCUGUGUGCCAAAGUGUCACGACGCUAUCAUACAAAAUGCGACCGAAAGUGGAAUGGAUCGGCUGUCGCGCGAGGAAAUGAUUCAUCGCUGUAUAAGUGCAGAGAUAACGCCGCACUAUAAUCUGAUGGUAUCGUCCGAGUUGCGGAUUCAGCACUGCUACGCUCGUGAUACUGAAAAUAUUCCCUAUGAUUGGCUCGAUGUGAUGUUUCUCGUGCUAGCGGCCGCAAUUAUCGUACUCGUGGUAGCUUCCACCGUGUACGAUCUGCACCAGCAGGCCAAACAAAAGUUUCCCGAGGAUUACUUCACACGCAGCUCCAAGCAGGCGCAUCAGCGGCUUCUCACAGCAUUCUCCUUUCCACGGAAUAUCCGCCGACUGAAGGAACCGAUGCACACACAGACGCGCAUCGAUCUUGCAUGCUUCGAAGCGUUCCGGUUCGCACAAACGUUCCGGGUCAUCUUUCUGCAUGUGACGAUCGCCCACCUAAAGAUCCCACAGCGUAAUCCCGAGUAUCUGGAGCAGCUUCAGCAUGGUGCUUCGCUGCAAACGUUCAUUGCGGAGUUUCAAAACUACGUACAGACGUUCUUCACUAUCGGCGGUAUGCUGAUGGCGAUCAAUUUCCUGGAUCAUGUACGCAAGAAUCCUACCUUCCGCUUGUCGUACUUUGGUGAGCGGCUGCUCAAUCGAAUCUGCCGACUAGUGCCGACGUACGCGUUCAUGAUACUGCUCGAGGCAUCGGUUAUGCGGCAUCUGAUCGAUGGACCGUUCGGGCAGCAGUUUAUUGGCGAGUCGGCCGAAAACUGUCAACAGCGCUGGUGGAUGAAUUUGCUCUUCGUCAACAACUAUGUCGGAUGGGAUAAUCCGUGCUUCAUACCCUCGUGGUACCUCGCAACAGAUCUGCAGCUGUUCGUGUUUGGUCUCGUGAUUAUGAUGAUUUUCUGGCGAUGGCCCUCAACCCGAAGAUACAUCUUCGGUGCAAUCUUCGUCUACAGUGCAAUCGUUCCGGCGGUGGCCUACCUGCUGUCCAACAUUACGCCCGUCAUGACGGUCGACAUGAAGGACGCGGAACAGUACAUCCGGGGCCAAAACUUCCAGAGCGUCCUCUACUUCCCGUUCCACCAGAACACGGGCAUUUACUUCUUCGGCAUGCUGGCCGGCAUCGUCUAUCAUCACUAUCGCGAUCAGCGGAAGGAACUGUUUAAGGUGGCUGCCUUCCGCCAGCUGGCACAAUUCAGCGGACUGCUGUACGUGUUCUGCAUGGCUACCGUGUCCUGGGUGGUGUCGAACCUUUCCUGGCUACCGGCCAUCUGUCUCGCUGCGUACGCCAGUGCCUUCAAGCUGAGCUGGGGACUGUUCAACACGGUGCUGCUGCUAGCGUUAGCUCUGCUUCACCGAAACAACUGGAUCAAGAUGGCGCUCAGCCAUCCGAUCUUCCGAGUGCUCGGCAAGCUCGGCUACAGCGUCUAUCUCAUCCACUUUACCGUGAUAGUGCAGGUGUAUGGUAGGGAAAAGGCGCCCAUCUUUAGCAACGAACAGAUCGUCACGGGCUACACCGUUGAGGUGCUGUUUUUCAGUUACAUCUUUGGAGCGUUACUUUGCGUUCUGGUAGAGCUACCUACAGGGGCUGCCCUGAAGGAGUUGAUCGAGCCUAGAGCGCGAAAGGCCUCGAUCAAUGAGGUGCACACGGCGUCGGUACCUAUCGGCACGCAGGUAGGAUCGCCGUCUCCCACACUGGCUAGCCCACCGGACGCGACAGUCAUGAAGAGCUCGGACGAGAACCGAUAAAUGUGAUAACCCAAGACAUCUGCUGAAGCUGGCGAAGCUUGGAGAAUCGAUCUGCUGCGAGAGAUACAGAACUAUUCCAUUACCGUCCUUGAUGAUUCCAAUGUCUGCGUAAAACCUUUUACCGAGUGUUAUAGUACUUUAAACUGCAAUACAAGUGUUUUUUUUUAUAUACCAAAGUGCUCACUUCAUGCCUGCAAUGUAGAGGUAGAUAAAAAAAAGGUUCUCAUCGCAGCGAAGAUUCUUCCGCAGCUUCUCCAUCACCUUUAAGACUGACCGACAUCCGCUACCGACCGCCUUCCGGUGUGGGACACGUAAACUAAGCCCUCUGUACAAAAACAAACAAGCGAACAAAAAAACCUUACCGAUAAGCCACGACGUUUCGGGUCGUUAAACAAAAGUAUUCGUUAGUUUUAGGGUCCGGUUUUAGCUUGUGUGAGCUUUCGCGCGCAUACUAUCGAGCACGAUCACUACUGGUGCAAGGUACACUUAUAGGCUGUUUUUUUAAAUUUUAUAUUGUUUUCUACGUGCAAGGAUGUAAGCCAACGCUGCCGGUUUGGGAAUGAGCUUGCGUACUACCGGCUUAGAUAGCGCAAGGUUCACACGAUUGUUGUGGAAUAAAUAAAAUUGUAUGAAAAAUAAUACACCAUU
Messenger RNA from Anopheles stephensi (Asian malaria mosquito), 3716 nucleotides. RefSeq names its product nose resistant to fluoxetine protein 6-like. Gene Ontology annotation, molecular function: acyltransferase activity, transferring groups other than amino-acyl groups. The transcript is spliced from 6 exons. Lineage: Eukaryota; Metazoa; Arthropoda; Insecta; Diptera; Culicidae. The record is from RefSeq and is a predicted model, not a curated record. The coding region runs from base 993 to 3068 and encodes 691 amino acids.